Molecule: messenger RNA, 1114 nt
Organism: Micromonas pusilla CCMP1545
Lineage: Eukaryota; Viridiplantae; Chlorophyta; Mamiellophyceae; Mamiellales; Mamiellaceae
Exons: 1
Coding region: 26-1084 (352 amino acids)
Biological process (GO): intracellular transport; cilium assembly
Cellular component (GO): ciliary basal body; BBSome
Molecular function (GO): phosphatidylinositol-3-phosphate binding
Source: RefSeq, a predicted model, not a curated record
CGGGGCGAAGCGCGCGCGCGUCGCGAUGCCGGACGCCAAGAAACCCGAUGACCCGAAAUCGGUGUGGCAAGACCGCGAGAUCAGGUUCGACAUGGCCGUGAAGGGCCUCGCGCUGAGGAAGGGCGAGUUCGAGAUCGACCACCUCGAGGGCGUCGAGGACACGAAGGGCAACAACGGCGAGCGCGGGACGCUCGUGGUGACGAAUCUGCGCGUGAUUUGGUUCAGCAAGCGGUCGCGGCGGACGAACCUCAGCAUCGGAUACAACUCCGUGUCAAACAUCUCGAUGAAGACGGCGUCGUCGCGAUUGCGCGGGAAGACGCAGUCGCUGUACGUCAUGACGCGGUUCCAAGGGAGCAAGUUCGAGUUCAUCUUCACGAACCUCGACGACAACUCCCCGCGGCUGUUCACGACCGUGCAGGCCGUGUACAGGGCGUACGACACGUCGAGGCUGUACCGCGAUUUGAAACUGCGAGGCGCGAUCAUCGCGGACAAAGAGCUGAAGCUGCUCCCGAAAGAAGAGACGUACAACCGGAUAUCCGGCGUGUGGAACCUGAGCAGCGAGCAGGGCAACCUCGGGACGUUCUUCGUGACCAACGUUCGAGUGGUGUGGCACGCGAACAUGGCGGAAAACUUCAACGUGUCGAUCCCGUACGUGCAGAUGAAGUCCGUGACGGUGCGAGACAGUAAAUUCGGCCGCGCGCUCGUGAUUCACACGACGUCGCGGAGCGGCGGGUACGUGUUAGGGUUCCGCGUGGACCCGGCGGAGAAGCUGGACGAGAUCUACAAAGAAGUCGACGCGCUGUUUAAAGUCUUCAGCGUGAACCCGGUGUUCGGCGUGGAUUUCAAAGUGGAAGACGCGUCCGAGUCCCUGCGCAACGUGACGAAACACCGGGAGAGCGACGACGUGGAGAUCAUAGGCGAAGGCGGCGAGUCCGAUCCGUUGGCGGCGUACUACGCCGAGGGCGGGAAAGACGUCGGGAGAGAAAACGAUCCGAAUAACAUCGUUUACUGCCCGCGUCUCGGGAUGGCGGUGCAGCGGAUGCCGGAGGGGGUGACGACGGAGAUGUUGUGGAACAUAUUGUAGUAGUUUAUGAAGUUAGUUAGCGAACUGCCG